Aspergillus welwitschiae is the source of this 2602-nucleotide messenger RNA. RefSeq names its product patatin-like phospholipase family protein. The transcript is spliced from 5 exons. Gene Ontology annotation, cellular component: membrane. Gene Ontology annotation, biological process: arachidonate metabolic process. Bases 1 to 2469 code for a protein of 822 amino acids. The record is from RefSeq and is a predicted model, not a curated record. Lineage: Eukaryota; Fungi; Ascomycota; Eurotiomycetes; Eurotiales; Aspergillaceae.
AUGGCAUGGCUGGACCUCACGCAAGACGCCACGGGCUGGUCCCUGGUCGACACGGGGCGGAUGAACGAGAUCGUGCAGGACAUGAGUCAUCCGGCCACGCAGUAUCCUUCCCUGAUUUCCUUCGUCGGCAACGAUAAUCGCAUGCUGGCUCUACGCUCGCUUUUCCCCCAGAAUAACGUUCUUCGCAGAAGCUCAGCGGGAGUAAUCCGACUACACCUCUGCAUCACUACCGCCCACACCGAAUAUCCGAUCUGGUUCGCAGAGAGCAGGCUCCAGGGUCUACCAGUAGUCGGUGAAUGCUCCAAGCCCCCAGGGAAAGAUGGCAGCCUGCUGGAAGCGUCACGAAGUCGGAUACAGGCCGGGGCCUCUUCCGCCCCAGCUCGUAUGCGCGUGAUUGUGGUUCUCACAAAACCAACCGCCGUCUACGAAACAGACCCUGUGGAGGUGCUCCAGGCCGUUCGGAGCGUCACGGACCCGGAUCAUGUAUCAUUGUCGGUGGUCGACCUUCGAGGCCGCCAUCGGCUUUCAGGUCCAGCAUUAUUCGCUCCGUUGCAACGGCUAGUCCAGGACUGCUUCACCACCAUGGGCCCCGCACUGACAGAAACAGAGUUCCGACCGGACCAUGUCUUUGAUACGUUGUACCGAGAUCUCUGCGAUAGCGCUUGGAGAACCGUGGGAGAUCCCGAUGGCAGCGGACGCAGUGACGCCAUCCGUAGUUAUUUCGCUGAACAGUUCCGCCGUCUCAGCCCGGUGCACACCUCACGCGCUAUCCGACAGGACGAACUGAUUCGCUUCGGUCGGCGGUGGCCUGCCCUGACCUUACCCACGGCGUGUGUCUUCUGUCUUGGCCGAUGGGCCGAGCAUCAGACCCCUUGUCGACAUGGUAUAUGUGAUCCCUGCGUGACGAUGUUUGGCCAGCGGGCCCGCGGCGUGGAAUACCACCGAGACCUUGCCCAGUGUCCCCUGUGUCAGGGCGCUCUUCAGCUGACGGUCCGUCAACUACCACCGACCAAGCGCCCAGUCGUGCUGGCUCUCGAUGGCGGCGGGAUUCGGGGAAUGGUCACCUUAGGCCUUUUGCGAGCGCUGGAGCAACGGCUUGCCGGCGCCAUCACGCUGCCGGAGAUCCCAGAUCUAACCGCGGGCACCAGUGUUGGUUCCGUUAUCGGGACCGAUCAGGUCUACAACAACACCUCGGCCGCAGAAGCAUGUCGAAGAUUUCCCGACUUGGCACAAUGCAUAUUCCAGCCUGCCUACUCCCUUUCCCGAAUAUGGCCUUGGUUGGGCUGCAUCCUGAAUCUCAUUCGAGAUGCUGCCUACGACUCAGGUGCGUUAGAGCGAACGCUCCAACAGGUCUGUCAGCAGGGGCGUCGGGUGUUUGAUGUGAUGCCGCCAUUGGCGGCAGGACGUCGUCUCGCCAUCGUUGCAAGCCGUAUCUCUGACGGAAGGCCGGUUGUCUUCCCCAAUUACCGUGGAGUGAGGCACGGAUCUGUUGACUUGGCGUACCAAAGGAUCGUCCCGCACGGCGAGAGCCAGAAUCCGUUGUUACGGAAAACGUUUUUCCGAUCCAAGCACCUGCCCGGGAUCGGCGUUCUGCAGGAUGGAGGGGUCCGGGCGAAUAACCCGCACGGGAUUGCACAGGAGGAAUGUCGAAUUAUCUGGCCAUCCGCGCAGGCACACGACCUCCUGGUAUCCGUGGGCACGGGAUACGUCCCACCGGCCGAGGAGGCAACCGAUCCGGCCCAGCAUGGUUGCAGCUCCCUACAAGACAAGGCGCCCUUCCGAUUGUGGCGCGCGUACAACUCCUCCCCCUGCAUGGACGGCGUAGAAGCCUUCAAAGAGGGACUAAAUCAUGUACCCCAUCCCCUCCGGACCCGUAUCUUCCGGCUGGACCACGCUCUGGCGGAUCUACCACGACUGGACGAUGUGAUGAGGGUCGCAGAACUCGCCAAGGAGCCGUACACGGUCCCAGACGAACUCGUGCGAGCAGUGCUCGCCACGUGCUUCUUCUUUGAAUUAGACGAAGGUCCGACGAGGGUACCGGGCCAAUACCUUUGCCGGGGAUCGGUCCUAUGUGCGCGCCGCGAGCCACGGCGGAUUCUCGAGCGCGUGUUGGUGGAAUUUCCGGGCGCAGAGCUGCAGACCGGCCGCGGGAAGCACUUGGGUCGGUCGGACGAUGAUGAUGGAUGUAUGGUCUGUGGAUACUACCGCAAAAAGUUUCGGUUCCACGUGGCCAGUCUGGAUGAAGAAAUAUCGAUCAUGCUCAAGGGGUCGUCGGGCCAGCAGCCAAUCGGCGGGUUUCCAGCCACUGUUCGACAGCUUCUCCACCAGCAGCAAUCGGACGCUGUAUUUGGGCGAUCCGAUCACCAAAGCGACCAGUGGCCGCCGCAGAGGAUGUGUUAUUGUCCGCGAGGUGUUAAACGGGUUCGUUUCGUCGAGCCAUCCCCGUCCCGGAAGAAACGAAGGGCGUAGAGCAGCGACCACAACUCGCAGUGGUUAGUCACGGUCUUAGUUUACACCAUCCUUUCUACUAUGCAUUACCGUGUAUAGGAGAAUGCGAUGGAUGAAAGAAACAGGCUCAUACUAUUGUACAGUUGGAUGGAUG